AUGGUCGAAGAAAAGUUCAAGGUUUUAACAUUUAAUUGCUGGGCCGUGUUUUUCCCGUCUCCGACUGUGAGGAAAGAAGACCGUGUUAAUGCGAUUGCCGCGAAGUUAUCAGUUGGGGAUUUCGACGUGAUUUUACUUCAGGAGAUUUGGCUGGAAUCAGAUUACAGAAAGCUCCGAAACAUUCUGGACGAGAAGUAUCCAUACUCUAAUUACUUUUAUUGCAACCUUAUAGGAACUGGUAUGUGCAUAUUUUCAAAAUGGACUAUAGAAUGUGUGUUCACACAUCCCUUUACUACUAACGGAUAUCCUCAUCUUAUUCACCAAGGUGAUUACUAUUGUGGCAAAGGUAUUGGGUUAGCCCGGAUCACAAGCAAAGAAGGAUUUAGGAUUAACUUUUAUGUAACCCACUUAAUUGCUCGUUAUGAAUUAGAUCGUAUGUUAGAUAAAUAUAAUGGACAUCGAAUAUCUCAAUUAGUUGAAAUAAUGGAAUUUGUUCGCAUGACAUCCACUGGUUCUGAUGCAAUUAUAAUUACUGGAGAUUUCAAUUUGGAAUCGAAUACUUCAGCUAUUGAAUUGUUUAGUACUUCAUUAAAAUUAUCUGAUGCAUGGCUUAAUAAUGUAAGUUUGGAAUAUAUAUAUGCUGUCUUUUUUCUUCAAAAAGUGUUUUCACAUGUUUCAUUACUUGGUAAUUAUGAAAACCUCCUAGUUAUUGUUCUUAAUAGCGAUUAA
Molecule: messenger RNA, 729 nt
Organism: Schistosoma guineensis
Lineage: Eukaryota; Metazoa; Platyhelminthes; Trematoda; Strigeidida; Schistosomatidae
Source: the annotation of a GenBank genome assembly